UUAACACAUGAACGUUGUGGAUGUAACUACAACCGGUUAGCAAGACCAAAACAAACCGGUGAAAGUGAAAAUACAACCGAAAUCAACAUUAAGUUAUUAACGCUGGAGCGCAUACUUUCGACAUUUAUGACUGGACUCGUACUUUUGCUUUAUUGCCUAAGGAAUAAUUUAUGAAGGUCAUUAAAGUGGAACUGCUACAAAUCUUUAUGAGGAGAGAAUAAUUACGUCGCAGCAAGCUAUUAGUGGAGAGGAAAAAAAAAAAAACAGAAGGACGAGAAGAAAGAAGGAAGAGCGAUAUUAAGUGGUGAGGAUCAUGCCAAGGUCUAACUUUUUGCUCUGUCUGGUCCUCAUUUCUCUGGGACUGUCCGGCAGUGACGAGCCGCACCUCUUCUUCCCUCCGGCAAGCGAGAUGCCCACGGAAGCCGGUCUGUCGCUCAUCGAGAUGGAUGAAACGGGCGCCCACGAGUGCUCGGCGUGCGUGUGGCGAGAGCAGAGCAAGGUCCUCAGGCUGGAGACCAUCAAGUCGCAGAUCCUCAGCAAGCUGCGGCUCAAGCAAGCGCCCAACAUCAGCCGGGAGGUGGUGAACCAGCUGCUCCCCAAAGCGCCCCCGCUGCAGCAGCUCCUGGACCAUCACGACUUCCAGGGAGACGCGUCCUCGCAGGACGAGUUCAUGGAAGAGGAUGAGUACCACGCGACCACCGAGUCGGUCAUCACCAUGGCCUCGGAGCCGGAACCACUGGUCCAGGUUGAUGGGAAGCCCAGCUGCUGCUUCUUCAAGUUCAGCCCAAAGCUCAUGUUCACCAAGGUGCUGAAAGCCCAGUUGUGGGUUUACCUGCGACCACUGCAACAGACAUCCACUGUCUACCUGCAAAUCUUACGCCUCAAACCUGUUACGGAGCAGGGCAGCCGCCACAUCCGCAUCCGCUCCCUCAAGAUUGAGCUGAACUCCAGGGUUGGUCACUGGCAGAGCAUCGACUUCAAACAUGUGCUGCAGAACUGGUUCAAGCAACCGCACACUAACUGGGGCAUCGACAUCAAUGCUUUUGACGAGAGUGGCAAUGAUUUGGCAGUGACCUCUCUCAGGCCUGGAGAAGAAGGGCUGCAGCCGUUCCUGGAGGUGAAGGUUCUUGAGACAACCAAGCGAUCGCGAAGAAAUCUGGGUUUAGACUGUGAUGAGCACUCUACAGAAUCUCGUUGCUGUCGCUACCCGUUGACAGUGGACUUCGAAGCCUUCGGCUGGGAUUGGAUCAUUGCACCUAAGCGGUACAAAGCGAACUACUGCUCGGGCCAGUGUGAGUACAUGUUCAUGCAGAAGUAUCCACAUACCCACCUGGUGCAGCACGCUAAUCCACGUGGUUCUGCUGGCCCAUGCUGUACUCCUACGAAGAUGUCACCCAUCAAUAUGCUCUAUUUUAAUGACAAGCAACAAAUUAUUCAUGGCAAGAUACCAGGAAUGGUGGUGGACCGCUGUGGUUGCUCUUAGACUCAUAACUUAACACCUUAUCCUGACUGAGCUCUUCUAAACAGCCAACAUAUUUCUCGCUCCACCUCAAACAUCUGAUGGAUGUCCAUCUCCCCUGUCCCCUCUGUACUUUGGUAAGAGAUGAAAGUACAAAUA
Molecule: messenger RNA, 1618 nt
Organism: Scleropages formosus (Asian bonytongue)
Lineage: Eukaryota; Metazoa; Chordata; Actinopteri; Osteoglossiformes; Osteoglossidae
Product: growth/differentiation factor 11-like
Exons: 3
Coding region: 314-1483 (389 amino acids)
Cellular component (GO): extracellular region
Molecular function (GO): growth factor activity; cytokine activity
Source: RefSeq, a predicted model, not a curated record